GAGAGUUUUGAUAAUGGCGUGGCCGUGGCGGGGGGCAUCGGCUCUCUGCCCGAGUCCAGCAUCAGAAAACCACCUGUAAACAUCGGCGAGGAGCUUUUCAACGAUUGAAUAAAGUAAUUUAACGGACGUUAUAAUGUAACCGGGCGGAGUAAAUCUCCCCUGCUCUACAAACUCUGUCAAACUAUUGGAUUUUCGCUGGAAGCGCUUUGCCAUGUCGUUACUGUGUGUCAGAGUAAAGAAAGCCAAGCUCCAAGGACCUCCAGACAAGUUCAACACCUACGUGACGCUGAAAGUGCAGAAUGUCAAAAGCACAACUAUCACUGUGCGGGGGGACCAGCCCUGCUGGGAACAGGAUUUUAUGUUUGAGAUCAACCGGCUGGACCUCGGCCUUAUUGUUGAGGUGUGGAACAAAGGCCUCAUCUGGGACACCAUGGUGGGGACCGCCUGGAUUCCUCUGAAGAGUGUCCGCCAGUCGGAGGAGGAGGGCUCAGGUGAGUGGAUUUUCCUGGAUGCAGAGGUUCUGAUGAAAGCAGAUGAGAUAUAUGGCACCAAGAACCCAACACCUCACCGAGUCCUGCUGGAUACUCGCUUCGAGCUGCCUUUUGACAUCCCAGAUGAUGAGGCACAAUACUGGACAGGCAAGCUGGAACGCAUCAAUACCAUGAGAAUCCAUGAUGAGUACCCUCUUCAGGAUGACGUUCAGAGUCGCCCACUUCCAUUUGCGGCUUCCCAGUGCUCUCUAGAUGACCAGGACAGUGCUGUAGAUGACCGGGACAGUGAUUACCGCAGUGAGACGAGUAACAGCCUGCCUCCGCGUUACCACACAACGGCUCAGCCCAACUCCUCCAUGCACCAGUACCCCAUGGGGCCUCGGAUGCAGCACCACCCGGACUCUUGCACAGACUCUGUCCACAGUUUUGACCUGGACUACAGGGACCAGAGAGGAAGCAGUCCAGUGGAAAGUAGUCGUUUUGGGUCAUCAGGAAACCUGAGCCAGACCAGCUCCCAGCUUAGUGAGACAGGCCAGGAGAGCACUGGAGGCUCAGAAUUGGAGGAGUCAUUCCACUCCUACCACAGUACUGGCUUUCACCCCUCCACCAAUGGACAGUCGCGCACAAACGGACAUCUUCCCACCAAUGGACACUCUACGGUUGGUGAGCAGGAGAUACAUAGGCUGUCCCCUGAAGUAGGACGGAGUCUGAAAAAUGACACCCCAGCAGGGAGAGGGUCCUCUAAACUUCUAAGGUUCCAUGAUGACGGGCCGCCAUUACCCUUUUCCCCAUCCCGCGUUCGAUGGUUGAAGGCUAUCAACAAAGUCAGGGUUCAGCUCCGGGAGGUUCGAGAUGAAGAACCCAAUGCCAGACAGGCCUGGGUCAAACCAGGUGGCGGAUCGGGUCUGUAUGGAAUUGACAGCAUGCCAGACCUGCGUAAAAAGAAGCCUAUCCCCUUGGUCAGCGAUGUGGCUAUGUCCCUCGUCCAAGCCAGGAAGGCGGGGAUCGCAUCUGCUAUGGCUGCACGGUCCUCAAUCAAGGAUGAGGAGCUGAAAAACCAUGUGUACAAGAAGACCCUGCAGGCUCUCAUCUACCCCAUAUCUUGCACUACACCGCAUAACUUUGAAGUGUGGACCGCCACUACGCCCACAUACUGCUAUGAGUGUGAGGGGCUUCUGUGGGGGAUUGCUCGCCAAGGCAUGCGUUGCUCCGAGUGUGGCGUCAAGUGCCAUGAGAAGUGCCAAGAGCUGCUGAAUGCUGACUGUCUGCAGCGUGCUGCGGAGAAGAGCUCUAAGCAUGGAGCUGAAGACAGGACUCAGAAUAUCAUCAUGGCCAUGAAGGACAGGAUGAAGAUCCGGGAAAGGAACAAGCCAGAAAUCUUUGAACUUAUCAGGGAAGUGUUUGUCAUCAGCAAAGCCAUCCACGCGCAGCAGAUGAAGACCAUUAAACAGAGCGUACUGGACGGGACCUCAAAGUGGUCAGCCAAGAUCACCAUCACAGUCGUGUGUGCCCAAGGACUCCAAGCAAAGGACAAGACAGGAUCCAGUGAUCCAUAUGUCACUGUGCAGGUGGGCAAGACCAAGAAGAGAACCAAGACCAUUUAUGGCAACCUGAAUCCUGUCUGGGAGGAGAAGUUCCACUUUGAGUGCCACAAUUCCUCUGACCGAAUCAAAGUGCGUGUGUGGGAUGAGGAUGAUGACAUCAAGUCGAGGGUGAAGCAGCGUCUCAAGAGGGAAUCUGAUGAUUUCCUCGGCCAGAGUAUUAUUGAAGUUCGAACGCUGAGUGGAGAAAUGGACGUCUGGUACAACCUGGAGAAGAGGACAGACAAGUCAGCUGUGUCAGGUGCCAUCCGCCUCCAAAUCAACGUGGAGAUCAAGGGAGAGGAGAAAGUGGCUCCAUAUCAUGUGCAGUACACAUGUUUGCAUGAGAACCUGUUCCACCAUUCGACUGACGUGCUUGGCCAAGGUGCGGUGAAAAUCCCAGAGGCUCGUGGAGACGAUGCGUGGAAAGUCUACUACGAUGAUGUAGCGCAGGAAAUAGUGGACGAGUUUGCCAUGCGCUACGGCAUUGAGUCCAUCUAUCAGGCCAUGACGCACUUUGCAUGUCUGUCGUCUAAGUACAUGUAUCCCGGGGUCCCUGCAGUGAUGAGCACCCUGCUGGCCAAUAUCAAUGCCUUCUACGCCCACACAACCGCCUCCACCAAUGUGUCCGCCUCCGACCGCUUUGCUGCCUCCAAUUUUGGGAAAGAACGCUUUGUCAAGCUCUUAGACCAGUUACACAACUCCUUGCGCAUUGACCUCUCAACAUACAGGAACCACUUCCCUGCCAGCGACAAGGAUCGUCUGCAGGAUUUGAAAUCCACUGUGGAUCUUCUAACCAGCAUCACCUUCUUCAGGAUGAAGGUCCAGGAGUUACAGUCUCCACCCAGAGCCAGCCAGGUUGUGAGGGACUGUGUCAAGGCCUGUCUGAACUCGACGUAUGACUACAUCUUCAAUAACUGCCACGAGCUGUACAACAGACAGUACCAACCUGUGGAUACAAACAAGGAGGAGCUCCCCUUGGAGGAGCAGGGUCCGAGCAUCAAGAACUUGGACUUCUGGCCCAAGCUCAUCAUGCUCAUCGUCUCCAUCAUUGAAGAGGACAGAAACUCCUACACACCCGUGCUCAACCAGUUCCCUCAAGAACUAAAUGUAGGGAAGGUGUCAGCAGAGGUCAUGUGGACAUUGUUUGCUCAAGACAUGAAGUAUGCUAUGGAAGAGCACGAGAAGCACAGACUGUGUAAGAGCACCGACUACAUGAACCUGCACUUUAAGGUCAAGUGGCUCUACAAUGAAUAUGUCAAGGAGCUGCCAACAUUUAAGGAUGUUGUUCCUGACUACCCAUCAUGGUUCCUACAAUUUGUGCUGCAGUGGUUGGAUGAAAAUGAGGACGUAUCUGUUGAGUUUAUGCAUGGAGCCCUGGAGAGAGACAAAAAAGAUGGAUUCCAGCAGACGUCUGAGCACGCUCUGUUCUCCUGCUCUGUGGUGGACAUUUUCACCCAGCUCAACCAGAGUUUUGAGAUCAUCAAGAAACUGGAAUGUCCUGACCCUAACGUCAUGGCUCAGUACAGUCGUCGCUUCUCCAAGACAAUUGCCAAAGUUCUUCUGCAGUACAGUGCCAUUCUGACCAAGAGUUUUCCCUCUUACAUUGACAAGGAGAAGAUUCCUUGCGUCCUGAUGAAUAAUGUGCAGCAGCUAAGAAUCCAGCUUGAGAAGAUGUUUGAGUCAAUGGGAGCCAAACAGAUGGACACUGAGGCCAGCGACUUACUGAACGACCUGCAGGUGAAGCUGAACAGCGUGCUGGAUGAGCUCAGCAGUACAUUUGGAAACAGUUUCCAGAGCCGUAUCAACGACUGCAUGCGACAGAUGGCGUCUCUGCUGUACCAGAUCAAAGGGCCACUCAACGCCAACAACAAGAACCAGGUGGAGGGCGACUCUGAUAACAUGCUAAGGCCACUCAUGGAUUUCCUGGAUGGAAAGCUGACACUGUUUGCCACUGUAUGUGAGAAGACUGUACUGAAGCGUGUGCUCAAGGAGCUUUGGAGGAUCGUAAUGAGCAGCCUGGAGAAGACUAUUGUCCUGCCGCAGGGCAACGACACCUUUGGAGCACAGAUCCUCUCAGCUGCAAAAGAACUCGGUCAGCUCUCCAAACUCAAGGAUCACAUGGCAGGGGAGGCUAAAAGCCUGUCUCCCAGGCAGUGUGCUGUCAUGGACGUGGCACUGGACACUAUCAAGCAAUACUUCCACGCAGGAGGCAAUGGGCUGAAGAAAGCAUUCCUGGAGAAGAGUCCUGAGCUGUCCUCCCUCCGCCACGCUCUGUCCCUAUACACUCAAACAACAGACACACUCAUCAAGACCUUUGUCACCACCCAGCAUGCACAAGGCUCGGGCGUGGACAAGCCGAUAGGCGAGGUGUCUGUCCAGAUUGAGCUGUACACUCAUCCUGGGAACGGGGAGCGGAAAGUUACUGUGAAAGUCAUGGGAGCCAGUGAUUUAAAAUGGCAGACGUCCGGCAUGUUCCGGCCCUUCGUGGAGAUCACCAUGAUCGGACCUCACCUGAGCGACAAGAAACGCAAAUUCCAGACCAAAUCUAAGAACAACAGCUGGUCGCCCAAGUUCAAUGAGACCUUCCACUUUGUUCUGGGUAACCAGGAUGGCUUCGAGUGCUACGAGCUGCAAGUCUGCGUCAAAGACUACUGCUUUGGCCGUGCCGACCGAGUGGUGGGUUUGGCUGUGAUACAAUUAAGAGACAUCAUGGAGAAGGGCAACUGCGCCUGCUGGUGCCCGCUGGGACAGCGCAUCCACAUGGACGACACCGGCCUCACCGCCAUGCGAAUCCUCUCCCAGCGCUCCAACGACGACGUUGCCAAGGAGUUUGUGAGGUUGAAAUCAGAAACGCGAUCCGCCGAGGAGGGCAGAUAAGGAGAGCUGGAGACGGAGAGAGAAAGACAGAAAGGAAGGAAGGUCUCCUAAUUUUAGUCUUGUCUAAAAAGCAGGGAAUUCUUUUCCGUAGCUUGCCAUGUGGACUCUUUCUUAGACCUUCGAUGUGUCUUAGCUGCUGUUGACUGUUUGGUGGUGCUUUGCCAAGCUCACUGACUCACUGUCACGUUCACACUCUGGGUUUUUUGGACAAACACUCACUUUCCGUGUUCCUCAAACACUCACGUUAUUGACAGAGCUACUGUAGAGCACGCAACCACGUAGACACCGGCUCACUCAACCUUCACACUCACCAGCUGUUUCACCAAGUUUCCAUUCCUGGCAGUGACCACUCACUCAGUCAUUUAACCUGUCUGUUUUUUUUUUACCCCCUCUCCUCAUCAGCUGGAGUGGGACAGUGUGCACGCCAUAGCCUCAAAGGAACAGAGGAUGCCAGGCCCCGCUGGAGGGCCAACCAAGUUCCUACACCUUCCAAGUGUUGUUGUGCAAGUGCAAUAACCCCACCUAAACCCCCUUCAAACUGUGGCCAUGUGUUUUUCGAUGCCUUACACUCUGCAAACUGUGAAUGUGUGAAGUAAAGAAGUCUUUUGAAUGCCCUGUUCUGUAGCUCCACUGUGAUGGUCUGAGUAAAUGUGAAAAUACUGUAUCGUUUAUCUCAUGAAAGGUCUUGAGCUCAGUGAAUGGAUGACUGGUAGCUAGGAGACAGCCCCAGUCCUAAUCAUGUACAGCUAAUGUUCCAAGAGAAGGUACUAGAAGUAAUAACCCAUGAUUUUGUCCCUUAUUUUAAAGGAUUGAUCAAUUAAAUUUGUGCCUUGUCAUGUUAAGUUUCCAUUCCUGUUUUUUUUUUUCUUACCCGGGAGAAACAACAGUGAUAUGAUCAGUAUAAAACUUUAGAAGUGAAAUUAACAACAGUAUGAUUUAAAUCAAAACCAACAGUGUGGGCAUUCACUGUGUAUGUUCAAGGCGAGUCCUGUUUUGCCCAUAUUUAUUUAUAAGCUCAAUUAACAACUCUUGGCUCAUGUGGCCUAGUGGAACCAUGACAGUGCAGCCAUUUUAUUUAUUUUUUUUAAUACAUAUUUAUUGAUGUAUGUGCUUUUCAAAGCUCGUGAUUUUAAAAUGUUGUUUACUGCUGGGAACAGACGUGUUUGCCAGAACAGUGUGUUGUGAGAAUUUGCACAUUUGUCUGAAUGAGUUGCUCCUGUAGCGUUGUACACGUAAAACAGCAAUUUCUCUACAAGAUGAGUUAAACACCAUCAGAAUAAAGUGACAACCUAGUGUUUGUUAUAGAAGUGGAAACAAAGCUGUUUCCUUGACUAACAUAAGAGAUAUCUUUUGGAGUUUUUCAUUCAUAGAAAAAAAACCUUCAGGUAACAACUUUUUCUUCCUAAAAAACAAAACAAAGAAAACAAUAUCUCAACAUUUGGACCCAAGCUCCUCAGCUGCUGAGUUGAUAAGGAGUCUAGAGUUAUUUAUGGUUUACAUAUAUUUUCGUGCUCUGUUUUCUUCUACUCUUCCUAUGAGUGGCCUUACUUUGGUGAAAAGAAAAAAAACAAACUGAAUAUGUUUUGAACCUUUUUUUUUAAUCCAUGUAUUUCCUUUGGCUCUCAGCAAUGAGUAUAUUGGCCACUUUCUUUUUGCCCACAAUGAUGUCAAAUAAGUUUUCCAAGUGAUCCUCCUUAUCAUUUUUGUACUUUUUAUCUUUGAUUAUAUAGCAAACAUUGUAGGCUUAGUUUUCUUUGCGGUCUGUUAUACUUUUUGUCAUGUUUUGUAAAUAUUUCCCUUAUUCCUCUUUAAUAGUUUGGGAUGAUGUCAAUGAUGCUGUAUUGUAAGAUUUUUAUGGACAGAAAUAAUAUGCAGUGAGGUGUGUGCCAGUGAAUUUGUUCAUAACUGAUGGAGAAAUAUUAAAAUGUUACACUCAGUGAAGGAUGGAUAUUGCUAUGAUGUGAGAAGCUCAGUGUGUGCACAUUUUUAAAACCAGUCACACUAUGUAGAAACCACAAAAUCAGACUCCUCUUUGUUACAGUACACUAAACCCUGUGAAUAAUUUAUGUUACUCGUUUAUGUGGGCAAAUCUUUCAUAGCCAUUCUGUAAUAUACACGUUCCUUUGUGCCAAGUUACAAGUGUUCGCUUUUUUUUUUCUAAUUUCUGUAUUUUGUAAAUUUGUUAACCCUUGCACUAUCACUCAAUCACUGCAAUAGUUAACGAGUCCAGUAUAUCAGUCAAAGUAACUGCAUUUUUGUGGUGUUUUCUUUGUAUUGUCACUAUUCUGAAAUGUUGUCAUCACAUAAACAUUCCAAUUAAUAAAUUUUGUAUAAAGUAUUU
Molecule: messenger RNA, 7292 nt
Organism: Toxotes jaculatrix (banded archerfish)
Lineage: Eukaryota; Metazoa; Chordata; Actinopteri; Toxotidae
Product: protein unc-13 homolog B-like
Exons: 40
Coding region: 212-4951 (1579 amino acids)
Biological process (GO): presynaptic dense core vesicle exocytosis; synaptic vesicle maturation; neuromuscular junction development
Cellular component (GO): presynaptic membrane; plasma membrane; synaptic vesicle membrane
Molecular function (GO): phospholipid binding; syntaxin-1 binding; calcium ion binding
Source: RefSeq, a predicted model, not a curated record